UUUUUGACGUGAUGACGCAUUUUUUGCCUUGUUGGAAGGUGGUUUCAGUGGGGAAGCAGUUUUUUUUUUUUUUUUGAGAGCGCUGGGGGAAAGCUGAGCAGACGAACCAAAAGCGGCCCUGAAGACUCAUUCCAAUGCUUUUGUUAUCUGUUGACAUUAAACGAUGUCAGUGACCAAGGACUUUGCAGACAUGGAUGGAGCAGAACUAUUAGGGCUUCUGUUCCAGGAUGGAGAUGAUGGAAUGACUGACUCCUUCUUUCCUGAUGGGAAUGGACUCAUAGAAUCCUGGCUAUCUGAACAGGAUAUGCUGACAGGUAUAGACACUGAAGACUUUCUUUCCAGCUUGUUAGAAGGGGAGGACAACCUGACAGCCAUCUGUCCGUCCCACUCUCCACUGGGCAGUGACAGCGGGAUCUCUGACGACAGUAGUAGCGCGGGUGGAGUUGGAAUCAACCGUCCUGGAUGCCCGAGUCCUCAAGGCAGUGACAUUGACGUCAUGCCAAGUCCAGUGUGCUCAGAUCCUCCUGUGGUUCUAGAGAGCCUGGAGGCCUUGACAGUCCAAACAGACCACAGCUACUCCCUGCUACAAGGCACAGAGCGUGACAGCGAGGAUGUCCUCCAGAGUGUGAGGUCAGAGAAGCCAGACACAGAUGUCUUCAUUGAUCUAGAUGACUUGGUCAGUGAAGACAUGGAAGAUGAUGUAACUGAGCUGCCCUACACUUUGGCUAUAGAGGACACACUGAAGAGUUCAACACAACAUGAAAACACAGAGCAGUUCCUCUUUAAAGAGAUCAUGCUCACUGAAGAAGAGAAACGACUUUUAGCAAAAGAGGGAGCAACUCUUCCCACACACAUGCCUCUCACAAAGGCGGAGGAGAGGACUUUGAAGAGGGUGAGGCGGAAGAUCCGCAACAAGCAGUCUGCUCAGGAAAGCCGCAAGAAAAAGAAGGUGUAUGUUGACGGACUGGAAAACAGGGUCGCCGUCUGCACCGCGCACAACCUGGAACUGCAGAAGAAAGUCCAAAUACUUCAGAAACAGAACAUAUCCUUGGUAGAACAACUGAGGAAGCUGCAGGCGAUGGUGAAAAUGUCAACAUUGAAGGCAAGCACAACCAGCACCUGUGUCAUGGUGUUCCUCCUGUCUUUCUGCCUCAUCAUUUUCCCUUCAGUCAAUCCGUUUGGCAACAACACAGAACAAAAAGAGUUCUACACCCCCUCCUCCAUCAUUUCCAGGACCUUACGCUCAGUGCCAGCAGAAAAUAUAGAUGCCCUGAGCUACAUCGACCCUGAAGAGGUCUUUGGGCCCCAAGUGGAGGUGGACAACGUUAAAGCCAUCUUUGCCAGUGGUCAGAAGAACCACACACCGGACUACGAGAGGGUGGAACAGCCUGACUCGGAAACGGGUGUCAACAGCAACUCUUCUGCUGAUUUCCCUAGUCCGGCUCCUGAGAUGCAACCAGGGCCAGCCGGCGGGAUUGGGCCGUUACAGGAAGGACCCGUCGAUAAAGUUGUGGCGUAUGACAUUUCAGGAUCUAAAGACAACUGGAUUGACCAGAACCCAACAGCGUCAGUGAUCUUACAACAGCACCGCUCUGAUGAGAUGUAAGAGUGGGAUGUGAAGGGAAACCAGCAGAGGGAGCCAUAUUCCUAAAAAAAAUUAGGUAUCAGGGGUAGCCUAUAAUUAGAAUACAAAAAAGAAUGUCUGUCCCUACUCUUCCCUUCUGUCUGCCUCCUGAUGUACUACUGUUACUUUGUUUGCACUUUGUUCCAAUUUCCUUAUUCUAGUGGUCAGACACAACUGAAGAGAGAUUUUCAUGCAUUGGGGGAAAUAUUCGGACAUUGUAUUUAUGGCGCUCACAUGCAGAAUCUUCUGAUAAAGUACUGAAUUUGUUUUUGCCACCAUGAUUGAACCUCUAUUACUACAUAGAUACAUCAUUGUUGUUUUUUUACCACAUUAAACAGGAGAUUUUUCUCAGACAGUCUCCAACAGGUCCUGAUGUUAAUGCAUCUCGGCCAGGAAAGAAUGAAAAUAAGUCGUCCAUUAAGUCUGCACGGCCAGGAACAUGCAUAGAAAAGUUAUGAAGAGAAAAGGAAAAAAGAAAGAAAAAGGGUUGCUUGAUCAUCAUUAGGGUUGACCAAAGUGGUCAUGUGACACCACUGAACAUGCUUUAGCCAUUGCAGGACAUUUGGCCAUUUAGACUUGUAAAGUUUCCCUUGUAGCAAGGGUAGCCAUGCUUAUUUUAAUUUUGAAAUGUUUUUUUGUUUUGUACAGUUUAUCAAGCAAAGCAGAUAUUGUACCUCUGACUCCUCCCUGUUAGGCAGUCUGCCCUUCUGCAGAGCUUUUUCACCUGCAUGGGACAGUUCUUAUCUUUUGUGUAAAAUGUCAGAAUCCCCAGGGCACCUUGGUGCUCAGGGUGAGCGGUCUGAUUUAUAUUUCCACAGUAAGUCAUCUUGCAGUAUAAUAUGCUCAGAAAUGUAAAUG
Molecule: messenger RNA, 2482 nt
Organism: Thalassophryne amazonica
Lineage: Eukaryota; Metazoa; Chordata; Actinopteri; Batrachoidiformes; Batrachoididae
Gene: creb3l3l
Product: cAMP responsive element binding protein 3-like 3 like
Exons: 10
Coding region: 164-1606 (480 amino acids)
Biological process (GO): regulation of transcription by RNA polymerase II
Cellular component (GO): nucleus
Molecular function (GO): DNA-binding transcription factor activity, RNA polymerase II-specific; RNA polymerase II cis-regulatory region sequence-specific DNA binding
Source: RefSeq, a predicted model, not a curated record